Cylicocyclus nassatus is the source of this 676-nucleotide messenger RNA. The record is from the annotation of a GenBank genome assembly. NCBI's taxonomy places the organism in Eukaryota, Metazoa, Nematoda, Chromadorea, Rhabditida, Strongylidae.
CGAGUAUUCAGGUUGCGUUCGAUGAACAUCCUGUUUAUUGCAUUGGUAGUACUGACGGAAGCCUUUGCAAAUCCCAACAGCAAAGAAGGAAUUUCCAGAAACUCGAUCCUACCUAGUCUCCCUUCUUUCAAUCGUUCUAACACAGUACAGUAUGGAUAUUGCGAAAGUGGAUGGACCUACUUCAACGAGACGGACGCUUGUUAUAAGAAUUUCUUUUCGGCAACCUUUCACGAAGCCGAGAGCCUCUGUACGGACUCUAAAGGACAUCUGACUUCAAUUCAUAGCCAUGCAGAAAAUUCUUUUGUAGCAGAGUUGUCAAGGAUGCGUAUCAAAAUGAGUACUAAUAAGCAGGGAAUUUGGAUAGGCUUGGUACGAUCCGAUUAUUUGAACAGCAAAUGGAAAGAUAACUGGAUGUGGACUGACGGCACGAAAGUUAACUUCUUCGCCUGGGGACCGGGUGCUCCAAAUAACUGGGGAAACUUAGAACGCUGCGCGUCGAUGCUUCCUGAUGUUUUCGAAGGCAGUAAUGAUCAGUGGUACCAGAAAUGGGACGACCAAUCCUGCGCCGUUAACUUAAGAUCGUUUGUGUGCAAGAAGAUGGCUUUGCACUGGACAUAGAAGAACUGCAGUCAAUUUUGUAAACGGCAGUCUUCACAACAUCUUUUAAAGUCUCAGC